This is a messenger RNA of Chenopodium quinoa (quinoa), 4834 nucleotides long. RefSeq names its product DExH-box ATP-dependent RNA helicase DExH5, mitochondrial-like. Gene Ontology annotation, cellular component: intracellular anatomical structure; nucleus. The record is from RefSeq and is a predicted model, not a curated record. Bases 390 to 4088 code for a protein of 1232 amino acids. Gene Ontology annotation, molecular function: RNA binding; ATP binding. The transcript is spliced from 19 exons. NCBI's taxonomy places the organism in Eukaryota, Viridiplantae, Streptophyta, Magnoliopsida, Caryophyllales, Amaranthaceae.
UUAAGAAGCGAAAGUGGAAAAAAGUGCAAGGAAUAUGUAAAAUUUAAGAGUAAUUUAGAAAGUACAAUGAAUAAAGUUAAAAAUAUAAGGGUAUAACAUACUAUCCAAAAACAGAAAUAGAAACACGGAGGGAGUUAAAAACUGCGGAGUAACUGAAGCAGAAUUUACACACCUCAGCAGAGGUCAGGCAUUGUAUUUUUGACACUUUCUUCCGUUACCAGUUCAACUGACACACAACAAUCAACUCUAACUCCCAUUACACCAUCAUCUUCUUCCUUCUCAUCAAUUCACACUAAAACCCUAAAUUCAUCUUCAUCCUUCACACUUUACCCUUCAAAUUCAAUCACAAUAAAACCCUUAAAUUUUGCAGAGAAAUACGCCUACAGAUAAUGAAAGAUCGGCCGCCGUCUACGGUGUACGUGCCACCGCACCAGCGGCUCAGGUCUGUUAUCACCGUCCCUUCUCCGGCUUCUCCUCCCAAUGGCUCACAAUCUCCAGUUCGCAGCAGUAGUAUCGACAAUCAUCAAACUGUUAAUUCAAGCCCUAACCCUAAUUUUGAUGCUAGAAUUUGUUGUAAUAGUCAGAAUCAAAGUGGUGGAAUUGGGCAUUUUCAAUUUAAUCAACAGCGGAAUGUGUCUCCUUCUCCUAAUCCGAAGCAACAGAGUAAGGGAUUUGGGAAUGGGAAUGGAAAUUCGAAUAGUUUUCACUAUAAGUUCUAUAGUCAACCGAAGAGUAGUAAUUUGUUUCAGUAUGAUCGUCAAGUUAGUGAUAAUCAGCCAAGUUCGGUUGCUGAUGAAGUUUCUGAAGAGGGGUCUGACCGCGAAUUCGGGGAGUUUGAGCCGCCUUCGUAUUCUUCUGGGUUUCAGCCUGCUUCAUUUGCUGAUAAUGUGGAUCAAUGGAAAUGGAAGUUUAACAUGCUUCUACGAGACAAGGAUAAGCAAGAAUUGAUAUCCAGGGAUAAAAAAGACAGACGUGACUUUGAACAGAUAGCUUCUUUGGCAAAUAGUAUGGGUUUAUAUAGCCAUUCAUACAUCAAAGUAGUUGUAUUUAGCAAGAUUCCACUGCCUAACUAUAGAUUUGAUCUUGAUGAAAAGCGUCCCCAGAGAGAGGUUGUAGUAGAUUGUAAUUUGCAAAGGAGAGUGGAUGCUUUUCUUGCUGACUACCUUUCUCAUAAAUCUAAGAGUGUAAAUGCUUUACAAAACAAUGGGUUUUCAAGAUCAAGCAGUAGUGGUAGUAUAGCUGCCGAUGAAGGUCUCUUUGAGCAACCAGAACCUCUGAAUCUUAGCAAUGUUGUCAUGGAGAGAAUUAUUAGGCGAAGAAACUUACAGCUUCGUGAUCAGCAGCUUGCUUGGCAGGAAUGCUCUGAAGGAAGGAAAAUUCUUGAGUUUCGCAGAAGCCUUCCAGCGUUUAAGGAGAGAGAUGCUCUGAUAACAGCUAUAUCAAGUAAUCAGGUUAUAAUUGUCUCUGGGGAAACAGGCUGUGGUAAAACUACACAAAUUCCACAGUUUAUUCUGGAGUCUGAAAUAGAAUCUAGCCGUGGAGCUUCAUGCAGUAUUAUAUGUACUCAGCCAAGACGAAUCUCAGCUAUGUCAGUUGCCGAAAGGGUUGCUGCAGAGCGGGGGGAGAAAUUGGGAGAAUCUGUUGGCUAUAAAGUUCGACUGGAGGGAAUGAAAGGGAGAGAUACACGGCUUCUAUUUUGCACAACAGGCAUCUUGCUGCGAAGAUUACUUGUUGAUAGGACUUUGAAGGGCAUAACUCAUGUUCUUGUGGAUGAAAUUCAUGAACGUGGGAUGAAUGAAGAUUUUCUUCUUAUUGUGCUUAAAGAGCUACUUUCUCACAGACCGGAGUUAAAGUUAAUUUUGAUGAGUGCAACGUUAGAUGCUGAGCUAUUCUCUUCUUAUUUUGGUGGUGCUCCCGUUGUCCAUAUCCCGGGAUUCACCUACCCUGUUCGAACUCAUUUCCUUGAAGAUAUAUUGGAAAUGUCUGGAUAUAGAAUGACUCCUUACAAUCAGAUAGAUGAUUAUGGUCCAGAUAGAUCAUGGAAGAUGAACAAACAGGGAUUCAGGAAACGAAAGAGUCAAAUUGCCUCAGUUGUUGAGGAUGCUCUUGCUGCUGCUGACUUCAGAGAGUACAGUACACAGACUAGGGAAUCUUUAGCUUGUUGGAAUCCAGAUUCCAUGGGGUUUAAUCUGAUUGAAAAUCUGUUAUGUAAUAUUUGUGAAAAUGAAGGGCCUGGUGCUGUGCUAGUUUUCAUGACUGGAUGGGAUGACAUAAGUUCACUUAAGGACAAACUCCAAGCUCAUCCCAUCUUGGGGGAUCCAAAUAAAGUCUUGGUGCUUGCUUGCCACAGUUCUAUGGCAAGUUCGGAACAGAGGCUAAUAUUUGAGAAACCAGAAGAUGGGGUGCGGAAAAUAGUGCUGGCUACUAAUAUUGCGGAGACGAGUAUCACCAUUGAUGAUGUGGUUUAUGUUGUUGACUGUGGCAAGGCAAAGGAGACAUCAUAUGAUGCCUUAAAUAAUACUCCUUGCUUGCUUCCUUCUUGGAUUGCAAAGGUUUCUGCCCAACAGAGAAGAGGAAGGGCUGGCCGUGUUCAACCUGGAGAAUGUUACCAUCUCUAUCCUAGAUGUGUGUAUGAUGCUUUUGCAGAAUACCAGUUUCCAGAAAUUCUGAGGACGCCUCUACAGUCUCUCUGCUUGCAGAUCAAAAGUUUAAAACUUGGCAGUAUCUCUGAGUUCUUGUCCAGUGCUCUACAGUCACCCGAACUACUGGCGGUUCAAAAUGCUAUAGAAUAUUUGAAGGUCAUCAGGGCGUUGGACGCAGAUGAAAAUCUCACUGUUCUAGGUCGAUACCUGACAAUGCUACCCAUGGAGCCAAAACUUGGGAAAAUGCUGGUGUUAGGUGCCAUAUUUAACUGCCUGGAUCCUGUAUUGACCAUUGUUGCUGGCCUUAGUGUAAGAGAUCCUUUUCUGACACCUAUGGACAAGAAAGACCUUGCAGAGGCUGCUAAAGCUCAAUUUUCGCGUGAUUAUAGUGACCAUCUUGCACUUGUGCGUGCUUAUGAUGGCUGGAAAAGUGCUGAGAAAGAAUACAGUGGUUAUGACUACUGCUGGAAAAACUUUCUCUCAGUACAGUCCAUGAAAGCAAUUGAUUCCCUUCGGAAGGAAUUCUAUACUUUGUUGAAGGAUACCGGACUAGUUGAUGACAACCCAUCUUCCUUCAACGGAUGGAACCAUGGCGACAAGCUUGUCCGUGCAGUUAUAUGCUAUGGAUUGUAUCCAGGAAUCUGCUCUGUUGUGCACAAUGAGAAAUCUUUAUCAUUAAAGACAAUGGAAGAUGGUCAGGUGCACCUUUACUCGAAUUCUGUUAAUGCCCGUGAGGCAAAAAUUCCAUAUCCAUGGCUUGUUUUCAAUGAGAAAAUUAAAGUCAACUCAGUUUUCCUGCGUGAUUCAACUGCAGUGUCGGAUUCUGUGGUGUUGCUAUUUGGAGGAAACAUUGACAAAGGGGAAAUGGAUGGACAUCUGAAAAUGCUGGGAGGAUACUUGGAAUUUUUUAUGAAACCUAUGAUGGCAGAAACAUACUUGAACCUGAAGAGAGAAUUGGAGGAUUUCAUACAGCUCAAACUCCAAAAUCCCAGAAUGGAUACAUGCGCUUAUCAGGACCUUCUGUUUGCCAUUAAGCUUCUUGUUACAGAGGACAAAUGUGAUGGUCGAUUUGUGUUUUGCCGCCAGAUUCUAAAGCCUGCUGUUACUAAAUCAUCUAUCUCACCAAUGGUUCCGGCUUUGUCUUCUAGAACUCAAAGUGGACCUGGCGGUGAUAACUCUAAGAGUCAACUUCAAACUUUAGUUACAAGGGCCGGGUAUACUGCCCCUACAUAUAAAGUGAAGCAACUGUCAAAUAAUCAGUUCAGAGCUACUGUAGAGUUCAAUGGAAUGCAGAUCAUGGGGCGACCUUGCAACAACAAGAAGAGUGCAGAGAAAGAUGCAGCUUCUGAAGCUCUAGAGUGGCUUAUGGGUGGUACCCAGAUGGGCAAUGAAUAUGUUAAUCACAUGUCAAUGCUGCUAAAAAAGAGCAAGAGGUGUCACAACUGAUACUUGACAUGUGCUGACUGGAAACUGCAUUAGCAGGUUGCACUCAGCAGAUGCUGCAUGCAGAGCCUGAUGAGGCCUUAAGACUGGAUAGUUGUGUGAUCGAGUUGAGUCUAUUCACCAGUCUGUUAUUGAUUGUCAACAUUCUGGUGAGAGGACACCAUGGGAAGUGCUUGUUCAUGAUCGAAGGGGAAAAAUAUCGAUGGUCAACAUUCUCAUGAGAGAACACCAUGGGAAAUGCUUGCCUUUGACCAAAGUGGAAAAAUUGGAGGGGACAGGGUGAUUAUUCUCGAAAGAAGAUGAGCACAGAUGAUAUUAUGUGUACAAAAAAAUGGGAGUUAUAGAGUUCAUUUAGUACCUUCUAGAUGCUUGGUAGGAAAUACACUGCCAUAUAUUGGUUGUAUAUUUUGCAUGUAGAGGAAAAUUGGGGGGGGGUGAUGGGAUGGGAAGUGUUGGGGGCGGAAUGGCUAGGAAAAGAGCUUUGCUCUUUACAUGUCGCCCCAUUUUGGGAUAGUAGUCACAGAAAAGGUUACAUCCAAUUCUAUAUUGUAAAUUGCAACUAGAGAGAGAUUAGGGACUAUUACUGGUAAUUAGUCCAUUUGUACAAAAACGAUUUGUGCCUCAGUAUAGCUUAGAAAAUUUAUCAAUGCAGUACCUUUGCAAUCAAGGAGAUUGAUUCUCCUGCUCCUAUCUGUUGUAUGAUAUAAAUUUAUUCUUUAGGCAGGUAUCCUGUCUUCAUCAUUUUUUCA